This is a messenger RNA of Fusarium falciforme, 930 nucleotides long. RefSeq names its product Metalloendopeptidase. The transcript has a single exon. NCBI's taxonomy places the organism in Eukaryota, Fungi, Ascomycota, Sordariomycetes, Hypocreales, Nectriaceae. The coding region runs from base 106 to 930 and encodes 274 amino acids. The record is from RefSeq and is a predicted model, not a curated record.
CUUCAUCCGUCCUUGAGUAAGAUAUUGCUCGAUCAAUACCCUUCCUUCAGUCAGACAAUCGUCCUGCGACGCAACUUCAUCAUUACCAGACACUGGGCGACAACAAUGAAGGCCCACGCCCUCCUGGUGCUGGCUCUGGCGCCGAUGCCGUUGCUUGCUGAGCUCAAUGCCUACGAGAUCCUCAUGUUCUACGACAUGUACCGGUCUGACUACGAACAGAACGGAGCAAAUUGCAAAAUUGCAAAGGGCUGCAAGGACUGCGACUUUGAACAGUUUAUUCUCCAUCUCGACCGUCUCAACAUCGUUGACUCCGUCUCCGGCCAUUUCAGCGACUUGAAGAACCCGACCAUGGACGAGAUCGGGGGCUGGGAGACAGGGGAGGAAUAUGUUUACGAUGCCAAAAGGCUCCUCGGCGGCCUCUGGCGCAGCGAGGACACCGAGUCGAGGCCCGGUCAUCCCACCGUCAUCGAGCGCCUCGUCGACCGCAUGUCUGAAGUGCGCAAGGACGGCGAGCCCAGCCGCCUGGCGCAGAUCACCGAGGCCAUGGAGGUUGCGCACCUCAGUCGGCGCAGCUCCCAAGCCAACGACCUACUCAGUUUCGUCGACGGCCGGCUUACCAGCGCGCGGCUGGGCAAGGCCAAGACGCACUCCAUACCUUUUUUCCAGGGGGGUGAGUUUGAAGAGUUUGACUCUGUGGCCACCAUCGAGUCAGUGCAGAGGACCAAGAGAACGGCGAUGCUCAAGGAGAUUGUGGCCAUUGCCAAGGACAUAAACAGCGGUGAUGUGAGCUCGUCUUCUUUGAAGAAGAGGGGCCUGGACUGGGAAAGAGAGAACCAGCUCGUUAAGCGGGCCUUUGGCGAAGGCAUGACCGUCAUGUCGCUGCAGAGGGGUCUGGACACGAUGAGAAUGCCGGUCAGGCGUAAAUGCUAG